AUGGCGAGCGAUACCAAAUACCUCCGUGAGGAGGCUAUUGAUGACUCGGACGUCGUCGAUGAUAACCCUCACGCCGAUUCCGUCCAUCACCGUCUACGGGCCAAUUCUACCAUCAUGCACUUUGACAAGAUCUUGGUGGCUAACCGAGGCGAAAUCCCUAUUCGUAUUUUCCGUACCGCACACGAACUUUCUCUCCAGACUGUCGCUGUCUACUCGUGGGAGGACCGUCUGUCAAUGCACCGUCAGAAGGCUGACGAGGCCUACAUCAUCGGUAAGCGAGGUCAGUACACCCCCGUGGGUGCCUACCUAGCUGGCGACGAGAUUAUCAAGAUUGCUCUUGAGCACGGUGUUCAGUUGAUCCACCCUGGUUACGGUUUCCUGUCCGAGAACGCCGAGUUCGCGCGCAAUGUUGAGAAAGCUGGUCUCGUCUUCGUUGGGCCUACCCCCGAUACCAUUGAUGCUCUCGGUGACAAGGUCUCUGCUCGUAAACUUGCCGUCAAGUGCAACGUUCCCGUUGUCCCCGGUACCGAAGGCCCCGUCGAGAAGUUCGAAGAUGCCAAAGCCUUUACUGAUCAAUACGGCUUCCCCAUCAUUAUUAAGGCUGCCUUUGGAGGCGGUGGUCGUGGUAUGCGUGUCGUUCGUGAGCAGGAAUCACUGAAGGAUGCAUUUGAACGUGCCACGUCCGAGGCCCGCUCUGCCUUCGGUAACGGUACCGUCUUCAUUGAGCGUUUCCUCGACAAGCCUAAGCAUAUUGAAGUGCAGUUGCUUGGAGACAACCUAGGAAACGUCGUUCACUUGUAUGAGCGUGACUGCUCUGUUCAACGUCGUCACCAAAAGGUCGUCGAGUUGGCACCUGCCAAAGAUUUGCCUGUUGAUGUGCGCGAUAAGAUUCUCAGUGAUGCUGUCAAGCUCGCCCAGUCUGUGAACUAUCGCAAUGCCGGCACAGCUGAGUUCUUGGUUGACCAACAGAACCGUUACUACUUCAUUGAAAUCAACCCUCGUAUCCAAGUCGAACACACCAUCACAGAGGAAAUUACCGGUAUCGAUAUCGUCGCUGCUCAAAUCCAGAUUGCCGCCGGCGCCACACUUGAACAGCUUGGUCUGACUCAGGACCGCAUUUCUCCUCGCGGGUUCGCCAUUCAAUGCCGUAUCACCACUGAAGACCCCGCCAAGGGUUUCUCUCCCGACACGGGCAAGAUCGAGGUUUACCGGUCGGCCGGUGGUAAUGGUGUCCGUCUUGACGGCGGUAACGGUUUCGCUGGAGCCCUUAUCACACCCCACUAUGACUCCAUGUUGGUCAAGUGUACUUGCUUGGGAUCGACUUAUGAGAUUGCUCGUCGUAAGAUGAUUCGAGCUCUCAUUGAGUUCCGUAUUCGCGGUGUCAAGACCAACAUUCCUUUCUUGACCUCGCUUCUUUCCCACCCUACCUUUAUCGAUGGCAAUUGCUGGACAACGUUCAUCGAUGAUACCCCUGAACUUUUCUCUCUUAUUGGUGGACAGAACCGUGCCCAGAAGUUGUUGGCAUACCUCGGUGAUGUUGCUGUUAACGGAAGCAGCAUCAAGGGACAGAUUGGCGAGCCCAAGCUCAAGGGCGACAUCAUUAAGCCGGUCUUGCUUGACGAAGCCGGCAAGCCUCUUGAUAUUUCCAAGCCCGCCAGUCAGGGGUGGAAGCAGAUCUUGGAUUCACAGGGUCCAGAGGCUUUUGCCAAGGCUAUCCGCGCCAACCAGGGCUGUCUCAUUAUGGACACUACUUGGCGAGAUGCUCACCAGUCAUUGCUUGCCACUCGAGUGCGUACUAUUGAUUUCUUGAACAUUGCUCGCGAGACCAGCUACGCCCUCAGUAAUGCCUAUAGUUUGGAGUGCUGGGGUGGCGCAACUUUCGACGUCGCCAUGCGCUUCCUUUACGAAGACCCCUGGGACCGUCUGCGCAAAUUGCGCAAGGCUGUUCCUAACAUUCCUUUCCAGAUGCUCUUGCGUGGCGCCAACGGUGUCGCCUAUUCUUCCCUCCCUGAUAAUGCCAUCUAUCACUUCUGUAAACAGGCCAAGAGGAACGGUGUCGACAUUUUCCGUGUCUUUGAUGCUCUGAAUGACAUUGACCAACUCGAGGUUGGCAUCAAGGCCGUCCAGGCUGCUGGUGGUGUUGUUGAGGCCACUGUCUGUUACUCUGGAGAUAUGCUCAACCCCCACAAGAAAUACAACCUCGAGUACUACCUUAGCUUGGUCGACAAGAUUGUGGCUUUGGGAACUCAUGUCUUGGGUAUCAAGGAUAUGGCCGGUGUUCUCAAGCCUCAGGCUGCUACCCUUCUCAUUGGUUCCAUCCGCAAGAAAUACCCCGAUCUUCCCAUCCAUGUCCACACCCACGACUCUGCAGGAACUGGUGUCGCAUCUAUGGUUGCCUGCGCCCAGGCUGGUGCUGACGCCGUUGACGCAGCUACUGACAGCAUGUCUGGCAUGACUUCUCAGCCCAGCAUUGGUGCUCUUUUGGCCUCGUUGGAAGGAACUGAAUGGGACCCUAAGCUCAACAUCCGCCAUGUCCGCGCACUCGAUGGAUACUGGCAACAGUUGCGUCUUCUUUACUCUCCUUUCGAGGCCGGUUUGACUGGUCCCGAUCCAGAGGUCUAUGAGCACGAAAUCCCUGGUGGUCAGCUCACCAACCUUCUCUUCCAGGCCACCCAGCUGGGUCUCGGAACACAAUGGGCAGAAACCAAGAAGGCCUACGAGGCCGCCAAUGACCUUCUUGGAGACAUUGUCAAGGUCACUCCUACCUCCAAGGUUGUCGGUGACUUGGCUCAAUUCAUGGUGUCUAAUAAGCUUUCUGCCCAGGACGUCAUUGACCGGGCUGAUCAGCUCGACUUCCCUGGAUCCGUCUUGGAAUUCCUUGAGGGUCUUAUGGGUCAACCUUAUGGUGGAUUCCCUGAGCCUUUGCGUUCGAAGGCUUUGCGCAACCGCCGCAAGCUUGACAAGCGUCCUGGUCUGUACCUUGAGCCUCUUGAUCUUGCUAAGAUCAAGAACGAAAUCAAGGAGAAGUUCGGUACUGCCACUGAAACCGACGUUGCCAGUUACGCCAUGUAUCCUAAGGUUUUCGAGGACUACCGCAAGUUUGUUUCCAAGUAUGGGGACUUGUCUGUCCUUCCCACACGAUACUUCCUUGCCCGCCCUGAAAUCGGUGAAGAGUUCCACGUUGAGCUUGAGCAGGGUAAGGUGCUCAUCUUGAAGCUGCUCGCCAUCGGUCCUCUGUCCGAGCAGAAGGGUCAGCGCGAGGUCUUUUAUGAGAUGAACGGUGAAGUCCGUCAAGUCACAGUCGACGACAACAAGGCGGCCGUUGACAACACGGCGCGUGUCAAGGCCGAUCCUCUCGACAGCAGCCAAGUCGGAGCUCCCAUGAGCGGUGUCGUUGUCGAAGUCCGUGUUCACGAAGGUUCUGAAGUCAAGAAGGGUGAUCCAAUUGCUGUUCUUAGCGCCAUGAAAAUGGAAAUGGUUAUCUCCGCCCCUCACCAUGGAAAGGUCUCAGGCCUUGCAGUCAAGGAGGGCGAUUCUGUUGAUGGUCAGGAUCUUGUGUGCAAGAUUGCCAAGUAAUGAUUGAGCGGAUAUUGUGUUUAUUAAGUUUCCUCUGUUCAUGAUGACUUAUAGUACCUUGUAAAGGUUCCCUAAAUCACGGUGAUGAGUAAUGGUUAGAAA
This is a messenger RNA of Talaromyces stipitatus ATCC 10500, 3678 nucleotides long. RefSeq names its product pyruvate carboxylase, putative. The transcript has 3 exons. Bases 1 to 3576 code for a protein of 1191 amino acids. NCBI's taxonomy places the organism in Eukaryota, Fungi, Ascomycota, Eurotiomycetes, Eurotiales, Trichocomaceae. Gene Ontology annotation, biological process: pyruvate metabolic process; gluconeogenesis. The record is from RefSeq and is a predicted model, not a curated record. Gene Ontology annotation, cellular component: cytoplasm. Gene Ontology annotation, molecular function: metal ion binding; ATP binding; pyruvate carboxylase activity.